AGUUCAUGUUUUCUCAUACAAAACAAUAUCUUGAAAUUAAAAAUCAAAAAUAAAGAGAGAGAGGGUAAAUCACAAAAGUGAACAUACAAAGAAGAAAUGAAUCUUUGUCUUAACAAUCAAAACCACAAGAUUUUGGUGGAGAGAGUGUUGAAGCAAUGAAGGUAAAUGUGGAGGUAAUAACGGGUACAUUUAUAGAUGCUGAGGUGAGUGAAAAUGCGACGGUGAAGGAACUAAAGGAGAGGAUUGCAACGGAGGUGAAACUAUCGGUGAAGCGUUUGAUACUUGUGGUCGAGGAUGAAGAGGAGAGUAGAAGAUUGGUUAAGGAUGAUGAAGAUGAAAUGAAGCUGAUAGAUUUAGGAGUGAAAGAAGAUGCUCAUAUGUAUUUGUUCUUUAAGCAUCCUGAUUUGGUUUACAAGGAGGAGAAAUCACAAGGAAGAGGAGAUAAUGCAUCUGUAGAGGAGCUUUCAUCGGAAGCAGAGAGUAAAAGAGGAAACAAAGAAGAAGAUGAAGAUGCAAAGGGUGAAGAGAAAGAUAUAGCUAUGAAGAAUGGUGAAGAAGAAGAGAAGAAUGGAGAAGAAACAAAGGAUGAUGAUAAUGUUCAAGAUGGAAAAAAGAAAGCAAGAGAAGGAGAGAAUGAAAUGGAUAUAGUUUCUUGAUUUGAUUUGUUUAACCAUUCCAUUUUUUGUUUACUUUUCUUUUG
Brassica oleracea var. oleracea is the source of this 700-nucleotide messenger RNA. Its product is annotated as glutamic acid-rich protein. Lineage: Eukaryota; Viridiplantae; Streptophyta; Magnoliopsida; Brassicales; Brassicaceae. Gene Ontology annotation, molecular function: protein binding. Bases 156 to 656 code for a protein of 166 amino acids. The transcript has a single exon. The record is from RefSeq and is a predicted model, not a curated record.